AUGUCGAUAAUGGAAUAUAACGGUGGCUCCGUCAUAGCCAUGGUGGGCAAAGACUGUGUCGCAAUCGCAUCCGACCUACGGCUAGGCAACCAAGCUUUGGGAAUAUCAUCGAACUUCCAGAAGAUAUUCCCAGUAACCGACCGAAUCUAUCUUGGACUACCAGGACUGGCAACAGAUGUUACGACACUACGAGAAACCUUCAGAUACAGAGUGAAUAUGUAUACCAUCAAGGAAGAACGAGAAAUCGAGCCGGAGACCUUCGCCCAUUUAGUUUCAUCUACGCUCUACGAACGUCGUUUCGGGCCCUAUUUUAUCGAACCCGUCAUGGCUGGUCUCUCAAAAUCAGCAACAGGCGGAUACAAACCUUUCAUUGCUGCAACAGAUCUCAUCGGCUGCCUGAACUUUGCGAAAGACUUUGUCGUCGCAGGAACAGCGAGCUCCAAAUUGUAUGGUGUCGCUGAGGGUUUAUGGGAGCCAGAUCUUGAUGCAGAUCAACUAUUCGAAACCAUAUCACAGACGAUUAUGAAUGCUGUCGACCGUGAUGCAUAUUCUGGUUGGGGUGUAAUCGUGCAUGUGAUUGAGAAAGACAAGGUUACCAGUCGUACAUUGAAAGGAAGAAUGGAUUAG
This is a messenger RNA of Lentinula edodes (shiitake mushroom), 627 nucleotides long. Its product is annotated as 20S proteasome subunit beta 3. NCBI's taxonomy places the organism in Eukaryota, Fungi, Basidiomycota, Agaricomycetes, Agaricales, Omphalotaceae. Bases 1 to 627 code for a protein of 208 amino acids. The record is from RefSeq and is a predicted model, not a curated record. Gene Ontology annotation, cellular component: proteasome core complex, beta-subunit complex; proteasome core complex. The transcript has 5 exons. Gene Ontology annotation, biological process: proteasome-mediated ubiquitin-dependent protein catabolic process.